GGAGGCCCGUGGCCUGCGGGCGGACGUCCCGCGCUUGAAGAGACGUGGUGGGCUCGCCCCGUGGCGCCCGCGCCCGUGCCCCCUGCGAGUCCGCCCUGCCGCGUUCGGGAGAGCGGUGCCUCCGCCGUCCUGAUUCCGGCUCCUGCUCGUGGCUGCCUCCGUGGGCCUCGGGCCUUGUCCGCGCGUCCGCGGGCCUGUGUGGCUGGCGGGCUUCCUGUCCCAGGACUCUUGUCGUGCUCAGAGCAGCCUCUCGGGAGUAGCCAUCGUUCCCGUGUUACAGAUGAGGGGGGCGCAGCCCGGAAAGGCCAAGUAACCGGCCGGCGCCGCGCAGCCGGGAGGGGCAGAGCCGGCGGCCGUGGGUCCGCGCCAGCCCGGACUCCGAUCGCGCUCUUCGUAACGAGGCUGGUGUUCCACCUGCGUCCGAGUUCAUGUGCUUUACGUGUCUCGACAGCAGCAGAACGGCAGUCAUUGGCCCAGGGGUCACUGGACAGGCUUCGAGGCUGCAGCGAGGUUUGACCUCGGGCUUGGCAUGGUUGACCCCUCUCCUGGAACACCCGGCUUUCCUUCCUAGGGGAAGAACUUGUUAAGUCAGAGUGCCGGUAGAUGACCCCUCUCGGCCCCGUGGGCACCGCCAGCCUGGGUUUGGUCCUCAGCAGCGCUGCAGCGUGGUGUUCGUCUCAGGCUCGCAGAGACCUUAGUGCGUGCCUGACUUUUUGACUUGCGUUGAAGUUUACAGUUUUGAGGUCUCUUAGCUGAUACAGCCAAUGGUGAAUAAGAGGAAAAAAUCGGCCUGAAUUGAGAUGUUGGACUUCGCUGCAGGCUUCUUCAGAGCCUGGGAUAGGCACGCAGGUUCCAGGACUGGCGUGGUGGCAGCCACCACGGACACCAGAGGCCCUUUUCAUUCCUUAGCAACAGUCAAGACUGCCAGUGCAUUGGUUCCCCGGAAUUUGAAAAGAGAGAGAACUAUCCUUUCCAGUUUUUUCUUUGUCCCUUUGAUCUCCCAAAUUUGGAGGCUAAGCAGGAGAGCCACAGGGGCCCCUCCACCCAGAGCUCUGCUAGCCCUGGCCAAGUGGUCAGCAGCUGGGAAGGGCAGUGGGCUUUUCCGCAGAAAUGGCUUCCUGGCCUGUGGCCUGGGACAUGGCCGAGAGCUCAGCUCCGAUGUGCAGCAAUGGAUGACGACAGCCUGGAUGAGCUUGUGGCCCGGAGCCCAGGACCAGAUGGACGCCCGCAGGUCGGCCCCGUGGACCUGGCCAGCGACUCUGCAGAAAGCAGCAACGGCAGCAGUGGGGACUCUGGGGACGACAGUGACAGCGAGCAUGGAGAUGGCACAGACGGGGAAGGCGAGGAGGCGUCUGAGGAGGAAGACCUGGAAGACAGAUCUGGUUCCGAGGAUUCUGAAGAUGAUGUGGAGACAUUGCUGGAGGUAGCCAGUACUCAGGAGAAACUGGAAGCCGCUGGCUCUUUUAAUUCUGAUGAUGACGCAGAGAGCUGCCCCAUCUGUCUCAAUGCGUUCAGAGACCAGGCCGUGGGGACACCGGAGAACUGUGCCCAUUACUUCUGCCUGGACUGCAUUGUGGAAUGGUCCAAGAAUGCCAAUUCCUGUCCAGUCGAUCGAACUGUAUUUAAGUGCAUUUGUAUUCGAGCUCAAUUUGGUGGUAAAAUCUUAAGGAAGAUCCCAGUGGAGAAUGCCAAAGCGAGUGAGGAAGAGGAGGAGGAUCCGACCUUCUGUGAGGUGUGUGGCAGGAGCGACCGUGAGGACCGGCUCUUGCUCUGCGAUGGCUGUGAUGCGGGGUACCACAUGGAAUGCUUGGACCCCCCUCUCCAGGAGGUGCCGGUGGACGAGUGGUUCUGCCCAGAAUGUGCUGCCCCCGGUGUCCUUGCCGCUGAUGCAGGUCCCGUGAGUGAGGAAGAGGUCUCCCUGCUCUUGGCUGAUGUGGUGCCCACCACCAGCAGGCUUCGGCCUCGGGCAGGUAGGACCCGGGCGAUCGCCAGGACACGGCAGAGUGAAAGAGUGAGAGCUACCGUGAACCGGAACCGGAUCUCCACGGCCAGGAGUGUCCAGCACACACCAGGGCCCCUCGAGUCUUCCCUGCUGGACGAGGCCAUCGAGGCCGUGGCGACUGGCCUGAGCACUGCCGUGUAUCAGCGCCCCCUGACACCGCGCACUCCCGCCCGGCGAAAGAGGAGGACAAGAAGACGGAGGAAAGUGCCGGGAAGAAGGAAAACCCCGUCCAGGCCGUCUGCAAAAGGUAAAGGCUCAGCGACGAGGUCUAAGAAACGCCAGCAUCGAGUGAAGAAAAGAAAGGGGACGAGGGUGAAGAGUGAAGUCACCACUCGUUCCCGAAUUGCGCGGACACUGGGCCUAGGCAGGCCUGUUCACAGCACCUGCAUUCCGUCAGUGUUCAAGCCGGUGGAACCCUCCCUGGGGCUGCUGCGAGCGGACAUUGGAGCUGCCUCUCUGUCUCUAUUUGGAGACCCCUAUGAGCUGGACCCCUUCGACAGCAGUGAAGAGCUUUCUGCAAACCCCCUUUCCCCGCUGAGUGCCAAGAGACGGGCGCUGUCCCAGUCGGCCCUGCAGUCCCACCAGCCUGUGGCCAGGCCUGUCUCCGUGGGGCUUUCCAGGAGGCGUCUUCCUGCGGCGGUGCCGGAGCCAGAUGUGGAGGAGGAGCCAGUGCCCGACUUGCUGGGCAGCAUCCUGUCAGGCCAGAGUCUCCUGAUGCUGGGCAGCAGUGACGUCAUUAUCCACCGUGACGGCUCCCUCAGUGCCAAGAGGGCAGCUCCAGUUUCUUUUCAGCGAAACUCACGCGGUCUGUCCAGAGGGGAAGAAGGGUCCAAGGACUGCCUGCAGCCCAGAGCGCUGCCCUCAGGGAGCCCGGCUCAAGGCCCCUCGGGAAGCAGGCCACAGGGCUCAGGGCUCAGCUGUCAAGGCAUCCCCGCCCGCACAUCGGGGGCGCCUAUGAGGCUGGACUUCUCUGCAACCCCUGGGCCGGUUCAGGCUCGGAACUUGUCAAAUGGGAGUGCGCCUGGCGUAAGACACAGUCACAGCCCCCGGUUCAGCGGCACCAGCAAGCACGCUUUGCCUCUUGCUUCCGCCGCGUCUAAGAGCUCCAGCAGAGAUUCUAACCCCCCAUCUCGCAGUGUGGUGCCAGGGCCUGCCCUGAAACCAGCGCCCAGAAGAGUGGACAUCUCUGAGCUACCCAGGAUACCAAAGAUCAGAAGAGACGGCAGCGGCAGCAGACAGGCCACGGCCCCGGACCCUGGGCAGAGCAUCGAGAUCCCCAGCGCGUGUAUCAGCCGGCUAACCGGCAGGGAGGGCACCGGGCAGCCGGGGCGAGGUGUGCGGGCACAGAGCGAGGCCAGCAGCAGGGUCCCGCGGGAGCCUGGCACGCACACAGGCAGCUCCCGGCCUCCGGCCCCCAGCUCCCAUGGCAGUUUGGCCCCACUGGGAUCCUCAAGAGGGAAAGGGGUUGGGUCAACCUUUGAGAGCUUCCGGAUCAAUAUUCCUGGAAACACGGCGCAUUCCAGUCGACUCUCCAGCCCCGGCUUCUGUAACACAUUCCGGCCCGUGGACAACAAGGAGCAGAGGAAGGAGAACCCCUCGCCCCUCUUCUCCAUCAAGAAGACAAAGCAGCUGCGGAGCGAGGUCUACGACCCCUCGGACCCCACCGGCUCUGACUCCAGCGCCCCCAGCAGCAGCCCCGAGAGGUCCGGCCCCGGCCUCCUGCCCUCUGAGAUCACGAGAACCAUCUCCAUCAACAGCCCGAAGGUCCAGACGGUUCAGGCUGUGCGCUGCGUCACCUCCUACACGGUGGAGAGUGUCUUCGGGACGGAGCCCGAGCCCCCUCUUGGGCCAUCCUCCACCGUGUCCAAGCUCCGGGGCGCGGUGGCUGCCGAGGGGGCCUCUGACACAGAGCGAGAGGGGCCAGGCACAGAGGAGCCCAUGGAGAGGCAGGGCCUGGCUGCCCGGGUGCGGAGGCUGUCCCCCUCAGAGCCCUGGGAGGACAACGAUGGAGCGUCUUGCAGCACCUUCUUUGGCUCUGAGGAGCGGACGGUGACCUGUGUGACAGUCCUGGAGCCGGAAGCCCCGCCCAGCCCGGACGUGCCGCAGGCAGCCACCCACCGGGUCGUGGAGCUCAGGCCCCCUUCCCGGUCCCGCUCCACGUCCAGCUCCCGAAGCAGGAAGAAGGCCAAGAGGAAGAGGGCAUCCAGGGAGCGCCGGCGGACACGCUCCAGGACACGCUCCGGAUCCAGGGACAGGAGCUCGAGGUCAGGGUCGCCGUCGGUGGGCGAGGAGCGCCUCAGGAGGCAGCGGUCCAAGGCCAAGAGCCAUCGGUCCUCCAGCGACCGCUCCAGCAGCCGAGAGCGAGCCAAGAGGAAGAAAGCCAAGGACAGGGGCCGGGAGCACAGGCGGGCCCCCUGGGGCCGCAGCCGGAGGACGUCCCGGUCACGCUCGGGGAGCCCGGGCAGCUCUUCCUACGAGCACUAUGAGGGCAGGAAGAAGAAGACGCGGAGAUCAGGGUCCAGACCUCGGGGAAGGGAGUGCUCCCCCCCCAGCAGCCUGGAGAGGGUCCGCAGGCACAAGCACCAGCGGGAGCGCAGCCGUGAGCGGCUGGACCGGAAGGAGACUGCGGUGCGGCCCCGAGACCGGAGGAAGCGGAGGUCCCGGUCGCCAAGCUCAGAGCACAGGGCGCGGGAGCACAGGCGGCCACGGUCCCACGAGAACCUGCCCCGCAGCCGCUCCCGGUCCCCAGAGAGGAAGGGAGCUGUGAGGGAGGCGUCCCCAUCGCCCCUUCCACAGGGGGAGCCGGUGCGGGAAGACCUCCCAGCCAGGUCGCCAGCCUUGGUGGAAGCUCAUAUCUCACCGGAGGUGGCUGUGGCCGACCAGGUCCCCCUGCAGGUCCCCGCUGUCCUGGAGGUGGUGGCCGAGUGCACGCCUGACGAUCUGGAUUAUGGCGACUCCGUGGAGGCGGGACAUGUCUUUGACGAUUUCUCAGAUGAAGCUGUUUUCAUGCAGCUCGAUGACAUGAGCUCACCACCUUCUCCCGAAAGCACAGACUCUUCCCCGGAGCGCGACCUCCCUCCGAAGCCUGCGUUGCCCGCAGCCAGCCUGGCCGCCAUCCAGAGGGAGGUGUCGCUGAUGCACGAUGAAGACGCUUCACAGCCCCCACCCCUGGCAGAGGACCACCAGGAGCUGCAUGUCGCUGAGAAGACCGAGGCGCCCGGUUCCCUGGGUGUGGCGCCUGUGGGGAAGGAGGAUGGCCCUACCAUGAGUGGGAGGGUGCAGGAGGCGGCCAGGCCUGAGGAGGUGGUUUCGCAGACCCCCCUCCUGCGGACCAGAGCCCUGGUGAAGCGGGUCACCUGGAACCUGCAGGAGUCGGAGAGCAGCAUUCCUGUUGAGGACAGAGUCCCCCGGGCACCACUUCACAGGCCUCAGAAGCCCCGAGAAGGAGCCUGGGAUGUGGAGGACGUGGCCCCCACAGGGAUCAGGCAGGUGUUCUCCGAGCCGCCCCCUCCUGGUCAUGUGCUUCCGGAGCCUGGGUUUCCAGACACAGACCCCUCUCAGGUUUACAGCCCCAGCCUGCCUCCGGCCCUGGCCCAGCCCUCAAGCAUCCCACCCUGUGCGCUGGUCAGCCAGCCCACAGUCCAGUUCAUCCUGCAGGGGAGCCUGCCCCUGGUGGGCUGUGGGGCAGCACAGACCCUGGCCCCAGUGCCCACUGCCCUGACCCUAGCCUCAGAGCCAGGCGGCCAAGCCACUGCAGCCAGCAACUCGGAGGAGAAGGCCCCCACUCCUAGGCUAGCUGCAGAGAAAACCAAGAAGGAGGAGUACAUGAAGAAGCUGCAGGUGCAGGAGCGCGCAGUGGAGGAGGUGAAGCUGGCCAUCAAGCCGUUCUACCAGAAGAGGGAGGUCACCAAGGAGGAAUACAAGGACAUCCUACGCAAGGCUGUGCAGAAGAUCUGCCACAGCAAGAGUGGGGAGAUCAACCCCGUGAAGGUGGCCAACCUGGUGAAGGCCUACGUGGACAAGUACCGGCACAUGCGCAGGCACAAGAAGGCGGAGUCUGGUGAGGAGCCGCCCACCCAGGGUGCCGAGGGCUGAGGCCGUGCCCCGGGAGCUCUGUUGGGAGUGGCAGAAAACGGGGGGCACCAGCACACCUGCCCUCGGGUUCCUUUGGUGACACCUGGUCCGUGUGCCUGUCUCCCUCACAGUUGAAAACUGGACACUUUUGUAUGUAUAUUAUAGAUACACUGUUUCCAUUCUAAUUUAUCAAAAAUGGAUUAUCUUUAGAA
Molecule: messenger RNA, 6288 nt
Organism: Cebus imitator (Panamanian white-faced capuchin)
Lineage: Eukaryota; Metazoa; Chordata; Mammalia; Primates; Cebidae
Gene: PHRF1
Product: PHD and ring finger domains 1
Exons: 18
Coding region: 1169-6097 (1642 amino acids)
Source: RefSeq, a predicted model, not a curated record